AUGCUACUCGGAAAACGUCCUCGGCCACCGACUAUGAGAAGAACAAGAAGCAUGAGCGGUGGUAUGUCCGUGGACAUGAACUCACCUGAUAAUCAAACCACCACCAACAACAUGGAAUCCCAUCAUGAAGAAGAAUCAGUGAUGUCUCAUCAUAAUAAUCCUCUGCAACCGCAUCCACACCAUGAUGGCGUCAAAUUAGAUCCACAUGCGGUUGUGAUGAAGGGAACAGAAACUGACGGUGGAUUAGUGGGGAGUACAGUGAUGUUCCCUUCACACACAACCACAACCACAACCUUAACCACCACAAACACUAACAAUAAUAUUAAUCAUAAUAAUAAUCCUGUGAGUGCGAGUGCACAUGGAGUAUACAGUACACCUCACUUUCUCCGAAUUUGUGGCCUCUGUAACUGUCGUUUGGCACCCACUCGAGACAUCUACAUGUAUAGGGGAGAUACGGCAUUUUGCAGUUUGGAGUGCAGAGAGGAGCAGAUGAAACAAGACCGGAGAAAAGAAAAGUGGAAAGUUUCUGUUUCCAACAAAGAAGACCACCGUGUAGCACCACCACCGCGCACGGCCAAGGCUUCCACUGCGGCUUGUACUUGA
Molecule: messenger RNA, 603 nt
Organism: Lathyrus sativus (Indian pea)
Lineage: Eukaryota; Viridiplantae; Streptophyta; Magnoliopsida; Fabales; Fabaceae
Source: the annotation of a GenBank genome assembly